AUGGCUGUGAUAGCAAGAAUGGCACAAACCAGCACCUCCCAGCCUAACCUUUGGAAGCCUCGGUAUGCGGCCAAGGCACACCAGGAAAAACCACAGCCUGUACAGCAGUUCACACGGUCGAGAUCGUUGAGGGAACCCUUUGACGCAGCUGAGCUUACCCGAAAACUGGAAAACUACCGUCAAGAACUCAAGCUGGAAAAGGCACGGCGCGAGCUGGCAAACAAAAAGACUCUGGAGAUGGCAGCAACACAACCACAGCCUGCACGAAAAGAAGUUAGCACAGCAGCACGGGAAGAAAAACCGACCUCUGGAAUCAAGCGAGCACAAUCCGUCUCUGUGCCAAAAACUCUCGCAAUCGGCGAACAACCGGAACGCAGGAGAUCGAUCAUGCACCGCAGCCGCAAGCAAUCAGCCCAAGAAGACACUCCCACCGAACCCGCCAAACCCUUCAUCCCCCGCGUAGCAGCCAAACAAUUCGCCAACACCACAACCCCAUUCAAAGCCAAGAACGACGCAGCAGCAGCACAAACAUCCUCACACCAAGUCCCAGAGCCGCAGCCCAAAGACGCAAAAGCAAAAGACACAUCCAACAAACACAUCCUCGACUGGAGCGAACCCGUCAUCCAGCCAAAGUCUUCCUCACCACCUCUACCCUCGACCUCCGAUUUCCCCGAUGCAGAAACAACGCGAUCACGCAUACAGGCCCUGCACGCCUUCCGCGAUACCUCCAAAACCAGCCGUCCGAGACCCCUCAGCACAGCCCUAGAAAACAUGCGCGAAUGGGACGCUGUAGAUAACGUCUACUCUAAACCAACUGCCGUCCUUGCCGAGGAAGCACCCAUCGCCUCCUCUGGCUACAUAUCAGCUUUGAACCGCCCUGUUUUGCGUGAAGUCAAGGACCGCCAUGACUGGGCUCAGGGCAGUCAGUGUGGUGACAGUGCAAGGCAAUCGUUGCAUUUGUUCCGCAAAAAGGAUUCGGCACAUGAAGAGGCGGAGAUGGCUGGCCUCAGAGCGAGUAUGAGACCGGCUGCGAAGCCGAGACAAAAGAGUCAUGGGGAUGCGACAGAUAGGCUGAUUAAUGAUGCUGUCAAGCAGAUCAGAGAGGAAAAGAGGAGGAGCAGUUUGUUCAACAUUUUCAAGAGACAUUGA
Messenger RNA from Aureobasidium namibiae CBS 147.97, 1149 nucleotides. RefSeq lists its product as uncharacterized. The coding region runs from base 1 to 1149 and encodes 382 amino acids. The record is from RefSeq and is a predicted model, not a curated record. NCBI's taxonomy places the organism in Eukaryota, Fungi, Ascomycota, Dothideomycetes, Dothideales, Saccotheciaceae. The transcript has a single exon.